This is a messenger RNA of Heterobilharzia americana, 1001 nucleotides long. NCBI's taxonomy places the organism in Eukaryota, Metazoa, Platyhelminthes, Trematoda, Strigeidida, Schistosomatidae. The record is from the annotation of a GenBank genome assembly.
UUACGUACUUACAUUGUGUAUCAUUGUUUAGACUUGUAUUUCAAUCUCCAAUUGUUCUUUUUGCAAAUUUUUCAACUGUUUUUGUUCGGAUUUUUCUCUGGUUAGUACAAGAUCUGUAGCUGUCUGUUAAUAACCGACAGUCUCUCGUUUAAACGUUUCAAAAGUCGAUUGCACUUUUAUGUCCAGUUUUAUUCAUCGUGUUUUCAACAACUAUUGUUGUUGCGACGGAUUGUAUUUAGACAAGGAGGGCUGUAAACUUUUAUUUAUUGAACUUUGUGGGAGAAAACCAAACAAACAAGAAAUGGAGCUACUCAUAUCAUCUUUUGAUGCAUAUUUCAAAGGCGAGCCUGUUGGUCUAACAUUUUAUGGUCUUCUUUCUUCCAUUCAAAUACUCAAACAAAAUUUCCAGAUAGAUCUUUCGCACAGUGAAAAACAAAAAAGACUAUAUUUUGAUAGUUUGGAUCUCAGAUCAAAAAAUUUCGUUACUAUGCGGGAUUUAUGUCAAGUGUCGAGUAGAUACUUGCCAGCUCUAAAAUCUGGUUUGUUCCGAACCGUUUUCAAAGAGUUUGACCGAGAAUGUGACGACCGAGUUUCAUAUGAAGAUUAUUUGGUCACUACAGGAUGUGACUGGGAACCAGAAAGCAGUAUUCUUUAAGACAAUGGUGGAAAUCAAGUUGAUGUAAAAUUCGGUUGAUUUUUUAUCAUACCUAACGUUUUUCCAACAAAGUUGUGUCUAUACUUUCUUAAGGUGUCCGGAACAUCUGGUUGAAGCUCAAGGUUAUGAUAAAAGUCAGUUCAAUUACUACUAACAUGCAUAUCUGUUGAAGCGAUGUUGAUUAUUACUUUUUGUAUCUCACCAGUAGCAUUGCAUUUUUGCAGUCAUUUAUUUUACAUAAAAUAAGUACUGUUUUAUAGUUUUUUGUAGAUAGUUUAUUUCAGUUGAUAUUGGUAUAAUAUUUGGUUGCAGCUGGAUUUAUGUAAAUAAAGCAAUUAUUUUGAAA